AUGGUGAAGGAAUAUGUUGGUGGGUAUGAGAAUAUAGGUGCUAGUAGGAAUGACAUCAAAAAUUUUCAUAGAGAUUUAAAGGCGUAUAUUGAAGGAUCAGACGCCCAAAUGUUUGUUGACAAUUUUAAGAGGAAAAAGUUAAUGUGGUCGGCUUAUUUUUUUUAUUACGAAAUGGAUGAAGACGACUGUCUAUGUAGAGCUUUAUGGGCAGAUCCUAUUUGCCGGAGAAAUUAUGCCGUAUUUGGUGAUAUGCUCUCAUUUGAUACAACCUACCAAAGCAACAGAUAUAAUAUGGUGUUUGGUCCAUUCACGGGAGUCGAUCACCACAAGAAAUGUGUCACUUUUGCUGUUGGUUUUAUUGUAAAGGAAGAUGUUGCUUCAUUCCAAUGGCUAUUUAGAACAUUUGUUAAGGCAAUGGGCAGUAGGGAGCCCAAUUGUUUAAUUACGGAUCAAGAUCCAGCUAUGAAAAUUGCUGUAAAUUCUGUUUUCCAGCAAUGUGAGCACAGAUUUUGUAUGUGGCACAUAAUGAAAAAGCUGCCUGAUAAAGUUGGAAGGAAUAUCAUUCAGGAUACUGAAUUUUUGAAGGAACUCACGUAUUUUAGAGAUGUGUUUAUGGGUUGUAUUAUGAGAACUACCUCAAGGUCAGAGAGUGAGAAUAAUUUUUUUACAUCCGUUGUAAAUCCUCACGUGUCUCUUGUGGAAUUUUUCAUGAGGUAUGAAACUGCGUUGGAUGCACAGAGACAUAGUCAGGCAGAGAAUGACAAUGAAUCACAGGAGAAAUUCCCUCAAUAUGAACUGAGGAAGGAAGAUGGUAUUGAUGUAGCAAUUGUUACUGAGGCAAAUAGGAGAAGGAAAUUUAAAGAUAGAAAUCCCAUGCAGACAUAUGAUAUGGAUGUGGAAGGCAAAGUAUUUAAAAAGCAUUCCAAAGCAAUAUAUAUCUUAGAUCGUUGGACAAUAACUGCUACUCAGAAACCAGUGUUAGAUAUAAGUUGUUUAGACACCGAAGACGAUAAGCGGGUGGUUAUAAAUGAAAUGUGGUUGGAGAUAUUUUCUUGUGUGAGUUGGGUUAAAGGUCAUGAGGAGGACUUUAUUAAGAAUAUUCGAGAGUUCAAGAAUAAAAUUGAAGCGACAAAAAAUGUUACUGUAGUUGAUACUCAGAAUGUAAGAUCUAGUGAACAUGAUAUUGAGAUGUUAAUAGGAUGUAGCAUUCCUGAUGAAAUACUUGUUCAUCCUCCUAAAGUGUCGAAGAAUAAAGGUACAAGUGUUCAUGAUGGCUGUGAAACUAGUGGGUCUAAAAGAUUAAAGGGUGCCAAAGAAAUAGCAGUUGAACAAUCUAAAAAGAAAACGAAGAGGAAAUGCAGUGGCUGUGGCAAGUUAGCAUAUCAUGAUAUUCGGAAUUGUCCUCACAAAGCAUGA
Chenopodium quinoa (quinoa) is the source of this 1416-nucleotide messenger RNA. Its product is annotated as protein FAR1-RELATED SEQUENCE 5-like. Gene Ontology annotation, biological process: regulation of DNA-templated transcription. NCBI's taxonomy places the organism in Eukaryota, Viridiplantae, Streptophyta, Magnoliopsida, Caryophyllales, Amaranthaceae. Bases 1 to 1416 code for a protein of 471 amino acids. The transcript has 6 exons. The record is from RefSeq and is a predicted model, not a curated record.